Neodiprion fabricii is the source of this 2637-nucleotide messenger RNA. RefSeq lists its product as uncharacterized. Bases 477 to 848 code for a protein of 123 amino acids. The transcript has 2 exons. NCBI's taxonomy places the organism in Eukaryota, Metazoa, Arthropoda, Insecta, Hymenoptera, Diprionidae. The record is from RefSeq and is a predicted model, not a curated record.
AGAGUAAAGAGAGAUCAGUGACGUUUGCCACUGCGCGACAGGCGCGCGUUCAGCACGGUUCGAAACACGUCAUCGUCACAGUACUGAACUGAUUCUGAACUGCCGAAAAGCUGGGUUACGUUGCGUAGCGCGCAAACGGGGAAAGUGUUUGAUCGCCGGCGUGCGUUUCGUCGAUUUUGAAAGAAUUAUUUACGUAAUAUCGGUGAAUAAUAUUGUGGAAAAUUGAAUAUUCCAAUGAAUAAAAAACCGGGAGAAUUUAGCCCGGCAUUUUACUGCGGAUUAAUUUUUUUCAAAUCGCUAGAAUUCGAAAUGAGAAACGCGAACGGUGAUCGGUAAAAUUUGCGUUAGAAACUUCGUUAUUCGCGAGCGUAAUUACAUGUACGUAUACGGCUUCGAAGAGACAUGCCGUGUGGGUCGUGUGAAAAUUUGGAUUGAAAAUAAUCCGGUGAUACUUUGUGAUUAAUGAUCGAAUAAAAAUGCCGACUGGCGUCAAAUGCUUCAAGAAGUUUUUCAAGUACACCUGGCAUCCACAACAGAUGGAGAACACGAACUUCGACGCUCCGAAAUCGGCCGCCGAAAAGACCGGGGACACGGAAAUGAACGAAGUGAAGGUCUCCGUGCCAACGGCGAGCGUCGCGACGUCGACGCCGACGACGUCGUCGCCGGCUCCGGCGCCCGAGGGAAUUCCAUGCGGGAAAGGAGGGUGCAAGACGUCCAGGAGCCGAGGCGAGCCUCGGCCCGAAAGCCCCUGGCAUCAUCUCAAGACGAUAUUCCUCGUGUCGGUUAUUAUCGCCUUGGUUAUCUGGGUUAUCGUCUACACGUUACUGACUCAGUACCAGAUCUUAUGAAUAAAAUUUAUACACACAAAUAUAUACGGCCUAAAGAUGAUUGGCUUGAAAAAUGACGAUCGUCAGCUCGUAACGUCGGAAUAAAAUCUAUACGCGCAAAUCCGUCGUGUAGUUUGCUCAUCGCUGUGCGGUGAAAUUGUCCAUUGGAAAUUAUGACUAGGAUCUUUGAAGAGCUUUUAUCGACUGCACUCUCUCAGUCAAUCUCAUUGAUUAGUUGAAUAAUUUUUUUUUUUUACACACGUCCAAGCGCUUCCUCUCAAUUUUCGUUGAUAAGAAAAUCAAAUUUGUCAAGAUUAAAGUUAUUAUGUGGGAUUAUCUCAAGCUGGACAUAUUAUUGGUAUUAUUGGUGUUAUUGGAAGACACGAUUUUGUCUUAUUUAAUUUUGCAUGAGUCGAAAUUUCAGCGUUUAAGGAUAUGAUUUAAAAAAAAUUCUAUUACUGAGGAAUCGCCUUUUUAAAUUCCUUGAGGUAUAUUUUGUACAUAUUUAUGUUUUUUAUAAAUUUUCUUUAUUCAAACUAUUAUUGCAAUCAGAAUUUCCACCUUAAAAUGGACGCCUCAAUUUGUUUAUACGCGUGAUCUGAUACAUCGUUCUUUGAACGUUUUGCUACAAAAGAAGUAUUAAUAUAUUGAUAUAAUACAAUACGAAUGAAACAUGAAAAUCAGUCAAACUUGUCAGCAACGUCCGAUGCGUAUAAUAAAUCAGUCGUAAUAACCAUGAGCGAAAUUGUUUCGUAAAAGAUUCAUGGUUGCCCGUAAAUAUAGUAUCUAUUGUACAACAAUAAGCAUGGAGUUAAAUGAAUUUUAUUUUCUCUAAAAUGGACCGUUGGAUUUUCCAAGUUGUAACUAGAUACGAUGAGACCAUCGAUCCAUGCGACAGUGGCGAAGCCCACGUUUUUCUGAAUUAUCAAAUUUACGCUUAAAUCGGCAUUCGAUAAUAUUUACUGUUUGACAAAACGACCCGUAUACGAUUUUAAUAAAUUUUAAAGCUUCAAGUGACCACCGAAUCGAGUGAAACGAUGUUCGGGUCUAAUUUGAAGAAAACCACCCAAUUUCAAUGAUCAGAGAUAAUUUUGUAAGGCAAUUUUCAAAAUGAAUAAAAAGUCUGCAACAAUUACGGGUUAUACAUAUACAUCAAUUAUAGAGUGUAAAUAGUUUUACAUCGCCUGUAUACAUGUCAGGAAUUAAUACACACAUACAGAUUUAUGUACAUAUAUAUGCAUGAAUUUAAUCAGUGAAUAAAUAAUUUAUAUACUUUUCAUAGAAUUGUAAAUACCUAGCGCGUUUCAUCAUUUGUAAUGUAAAUGAUUAUUACGGAUUUAAGUAAUAACUGUAAAUAUGCCUAACAAUAAGUAUAAUUAGUGAUAUUUCUAAGAGAAAAUAAGUAGUAUACAUAAUACGCCUUGUACAUAAUAUGCCUACAUAGAAUAAACCGAUCGAGAACGAUCUAAUUACCAUGGAAAGUACAGAUCGUCGAUUGUUUUUAUCAACGAGCGAAAUCUGAAACUGUCAAUCGAGUCAAUUGAAGCGUCGCUGAGUCGCCGGCGAGUGAAUUGAUCACGUUUUGGUCGAGUUGUCUGAUAUUAUAAUUGGUCGAUACGAGUUUUCAAACCGAAUCCACGGUCUCGUCGGCGGUAAAACGUCCAUAGAAAAUUUACGCAGCUAAAGUACAGUGCAUGUCGAGAAAAACAAAGGUCAGUCAACGCAGACGCGAUUUAGAUAUUUUAAAACUGUCAAUUUUUGCGUAUGUACGUAUAAAAAUGGUAGAAUAAUAUACGAAUAUAGUGAGAGA